AUGCAAGCCCUGCGGCUCGUAGAGGACAAAAUUGAGCAGGCUAGCAACUACAAAGAGUUAUGUUUUACCAAUAACCUUGAGUACGGCACGUUACAGGAGGAGGCGCCAAUAUGUGCUCCAGUAUCUUCCCUAACACAAUACUACUUCCCGCGCCGUGAUACAGCGGGGAAGUGGCACAUGGAUGGAGCUGGCCCAGUUGUGCAGACAAACCCACUGCCGCUUCUCUUUUCCAACUCCAACUACCGCUGGUUCACAGAUCAUGGUGUGUCGUCUAACAAUCCACAUGCUGCGUACUUGCGCUCGCAGUUUACGCUUGCAUCGUCACCAGAUAAGAGUGACAAAAUGGAAAGCAUCAAAUACCGCAUGUCAUACAUUCGGUUUGUUGCAACCGCCUUUAGAGCCAUAUUUAAUGUAUCACACCCGUAUUUGGUAUUUACAAUAAGUGGGCCUUCAGUGGAAGACACACGUACAAUAAACGAGAUGCAAUAUGAAUCGUUGAAGAUACCCAUCGCGAUGGCCAUCUGCUUCGUCUGCACCUGGGUACACACCGGGUCCUUCGUGAUAGGAGUCUACACAGCGGNUUGA
Messenger RNA from Trypanosoma grayi, 585 nucleotides. Its product is annotated as subtilisin-like serine peptidase. The record is from RefSeq and is a predicted model, not a curated record. NCBI's taxonomy places the organism in Eukaryota, Euglenozoa, Kinetoplastea, Trypanosomatida, Trypanosomatidae. The coding region runs from base 1 to 585 and encodes 194 amino acids. The transcript has a single exon.